AGGAGCCGCUGGGAUUCGUGACGUCAACCUGGAAUGAGGGAGUGAAUGUUCCGGGUCAGAAACUGGACGGAGGAGGAAAUAAACUCCGGGAUAAGAAAAACACGAAAUAAACGCAACGAAACAGACAUGUGACCGCUUACAAAGAAAGAUACGGGACAUUUAUCAGCCUUACAGUAAAGAUGUUGCGAGAAAGGUGAAAAAGCGGAAGGAAAAACUCCAGGGAUCAAAGCAGAAGUGGAGCGCGACGUUUUUAUUCCAUGUUUCAGUGCGCGAUACAUUUGCGUUGGGGAUCGAUAUAUUUGUAUCCGACACUAGUUGCUUUGGCGCUCUUUCACUGUUCCUAGUAUCUCCCGCUUGUGUGUUUUAGUUUGGAUUGCUGUGGCAACUUUUCCAGCAGAACGGAUUUAUCUAGGGCUAGGAUCGCCAUCCCGUGAUGUUUAACUGUAUCCCCCUGUGGCGGUGCAACCGUCACAUCGAGUCGAUCGAUAAGCGCCACUGCUCGCUGCUCUUCGUCCCGGAUGAGAUCUAUCGCUGCAGAGCGAGUUUGGAAGAGCUUUUACUGGACGCCAACCAGCUCCGGGAUUUGCCCAAGCCAUUUUUCAAUUUGACUAAGCUGAGAAUACUUGGCCUAAGUGACAAUGAGAUCCAGCGGCUGCCGGGAGAUAUUGCUAACUUCAACCAGCUCGUAGAGCUAGACAUCUCUCGAAAUGACAUUAUGGAACUCCCUGAGAGCAUUUCAUAUUGUAAAACCCUCCAAGUAGCAGAUUUUAGUGGAAAUCCUUUGACAAGGUUGCCAGAAAGCUUUACAGAAUUACGCAAUUUAACAUGCCUUUCCAUCAAUGACAUUGCUUUACAAGUACUUCCAGAAAACAUUGGAAACCUCUGUCACUUGGUAUCACUGGAACUCCGAGAGAACUUGCUGACAUUUUUACCAGAGUCUCUGUCUCAGCUUCAGAAACUUGAAGAACUGGAUGUUGGAAGCAAUGAACUGUAUAAUUUGCCUGAGACAAUAGGCUGUCUUGUCAGUCUGAAAGACCUGUGGCUGGACGGAAACCAGCUGUCUGAACUACCACCGGAGCUGGGGAGUAUGAGAAGCCUUACCUGUCUGGAUGUAUCUGAGAACAAGAUAGAGCACCUCCCAGAGGAGAUGGGGAACCUCCUCUCCCUCACUGACUUCCUGGUGUCCCAGAACCUCAUAGACAUGCUGCCGGAGAGCUUAGGAAAAUUAAGACGGCUUUCAAUAUUGAAAGCAGAUCAAAACAGAUUAGUCCAUCUGCCGGAGAGCAUAGGCAACUGUGAAAGCCUGACAGAACUAGUGCUGACAGAAAACCAAUUGGUGAGUUUGCCAAGAAGUAUUGGAAAACUAAAGAAACUGUCCAACUUCAACUGUGAUCGGAAUCGUCUAAUGUCUUUACCAAAAGAGGUAUGCCAUCCUAGUCAUUGGGCCUUCCUUAUUCACGAAACACAGGCAGAACAUUUCAUAAGGCGGCAGGCUUAGGUGACAUAACUGUAACAUAGUUAUUUCCAAUAGUUUUUUCCCCCAUAAACUACACAAAUGUAAAUUUGUAUCUGCUCUUCGUGUUACUGUGCUAGUGUUAAAACGUACAACCUGUAUAUUUUGUUCCAACCAAAGUCACUUAAAUACACAUCGAAUUGUAGUUCUUAGUUUAAAUAAUCAUUUAAAACAUCUUACUUACACUUCACACUCCAUGGGUGGCAGUGUGUGUUUACUGUACAUAUGCAGUUAAUACAGUGGUGCCUACGGCAAAUUCUCAGUAACUGUUCUGAUACAUUUGGAACUAGUUUUUCUUGCUUUUGCUAGUUUACCCUUUCACUAUAUAUUUAGAGUAUGUAGAGACGAGUUGAGCAACACUCUCCCAGAGUUACUGAAGGUCAAAGUGAAGUGAUGUGUUGCUAAGUGUGGUGACCCAUACUCAGAAUUUAUGCUCUGCAUUUAACCCAUCCUAGUGCACACUAGUGUUGGGCCGAUAGACGAUGCCAUCGUAAUGCCCCCCCUGGCCCUGCCCCUUUUUGAAUGCACAAUAAUUUUUUAGUUUCACUAUCACUCAAGAUUCGUGAUCGCACUGUUAUGAUUUAUGAUAUUUUGAUCUUGAAAUCAUGUGCAGUUUGAACAGCCUUAAUCAUGCUGCUCUUAGAAUUUACAGUCCUUUGUCUUUAAGAUUAAAAUUCUCCAUGAUAACAGCGCUUUUCUAAAAUAUGAUGUUCACAUUCAGAGUGUUUAAAUAGUAAGACUUUGCCUCCUUUGUUAAAACUCUCUCAAAACCUCUUGUUUUGCCUCUUGCUUGAAGCAAUAGCUCAAACUUGCAUUGGCUUAAGUACAUAAA
Messenger RNA from Carassius gibelio (silver crucian carp), 2345 nucleotides. RefSeq names its product leucine-rich repeat-containing protein 1. Gene Ontology annotation, cellular component: postsynaptic density; adherens junction; postsynaptic membrane. Bases 434 to 1498 code for a protein of 354 amino acids. Gene Ontology annotation, biological process: neurotransmitter receptor transport postsynaptic membrane to endosome; neurotransmitter receptor transport, endosome to postsynaptic membrane. The record is from RefSeq and is a predicted model, not a curated record. The transcript is spliced from 10 exons. Gene Ontology annotation, molecular function: protein binding. Lineage: Eukaryota; Metazoa; Chordata; Actinopteri; Cypriniformes; Cyprinidae.